ACGGCUCUAUCACAAAAAAUUAAUAAAAUAAAACCAACAAAAACGCUCUCAAGCCAUCAAAAAUUGCUCCGUUUCUAUACUUCCUCACUCUCUUCCUUGCCUCUUCCUUUCUUCUUAUUUCCUCCAUUCGCUUCAAAAUUCGAGCCAAAUCUAGGGUUUUCAUAGAAGAAAAUUCGGUUGGGGUUACCGAAAUGACGACCAUGGAGAGCUUGAUCGGACUGGUGAAUCGGAUCCAAAGGGCUUGUACUGUUCUUGGCGACUAUGGCGGCGACAGUGCUUUGCCUACUCUCUGGGAGGCUCUUCCCUCUGUUGCCGUCGUCGGUGGCCAGAGUUCGGGGAAAUCGUCGGUAUUGGAGAGCAUCGUUGGACGUGAUUUUCUUCCCAGGGGAUCAGGGAUUGUGACCAGGAGGCCUUUGGUACUGCAGCUACACAAAACUGAAGAGGGCCUACAGGAGUAUGCUGAGUUUCUUCACUUGCCAAAGAGGAGAUUCACUGACUUCUCCAUUGUUCGGAAGGAAAUUCAGGAUGAAACUGAUAGAAUGACUGGGAGGACAAAACAGAUUUCUCCAGUUCCUAUCCAUCUCAGCAUCUACUCCGCAAAUGUGGUUAAUUUGACUUUGAUAGAUUUACCUGGUCUGACAAAGGUUGCAGUAGAGGGGCAGCCAGAAAGUAUUGUUCAAGACAUAGAGAACAUGGUUCGUUCUUAUAUAGAGAAGCCAAACUGCAUCAUUCUGGCCAUAUCUCCAGCCAAUCAAGAUAUUGCAACAUCUGAUGCUAUGAAGCUCUCCAGAGAAGUUGAUCCCACAGGUGAAAGGACAUUUGGUGUGUUGACUAAGCUUGAUUUGAUGGACAAGGGAACCAAUGCUUUAGAUGUUCUUGAAGGAAGGUCGUAUCGGCUGCUACAUCCUUGGGUGGGAAUUGUGAACCGCUCACAGGCUGAUAUCAAUAAAAAUGUAGAUAUGAUUGCUGCACGGAGAAGGGAGCGUGAAUUCUUUGCCACUAGUCCUGACUAUGGGCAUUUAUCUAGCAAAAUGGGCUCUGAAUAUCUUGCAAAACUUCUCUCUAAGCAUUUAGAGGCUGUGAUCAGGGCUCGCAUACCAAGCAUCACAUCUUUGAUUAAUAAAAGCAUUGAUGAACUUGAAGGAGAGUUGGACCACCUUGGUAGACCCAUUGCUAUUGAUGCUGGGGCUCAACUAUAUACCAUUUUAGAGCUGUGUCGUGCAUUUGAUCGGAUAUUCAAAGAGCAUUUGGAGGGAGGACGACCUGGUGGUGAUCGGAUUUAUGGAGUUUUUGAUAACCAGCUCCCUUCUGCUUUGAGGAAGCUUCCAUUUGAUCGUCAUCUUUCACUGCAGAACGUAAGGAAAGUGAUUUCAGAGGCAGAUGGGUACCAACCUCAUCUGAUUGCGCCCGAGCAAGGUUACAGGCGCCUCAUUGAUAGUUCCCUUAAUUAUUUCAGAGGUCCAGCUGAAGCUUCAGUGGAUGCUGUGCACUUUGUUCUGAAGGAGCUUGUGAGAAGGUCAAUUGGAGAGACUAAGGAGUUGAGGCGCUUUCCCACUCUUCAGGCUGAACUUGCAGCAGCUUCCAAUGAGGCAUUGGAGAGGUUCCGUGAAGAAAGUAAGAAGACAACUCUGCGAUUGGUGGAGAUGGAAUCCUCUUACCUGACUGUGGAUUUCUUCCGAAAACUCCCUCAAGAAGUGGAGAAGGGCGGAAACCCAUCUGCUUCUGCUGCAGAUCGAUAUGGAGAGGGGCACUUCCGGAGGAUAGGAUCAAAUGUCUCCCAAUAUGUGGCAAUGGUAUCUGAGACACUAAAGAACUCCAUCCCAAAGGCUGUGGUCCAUUGCCAAGUUAGGGAGGCCAAGCGGUCUUUACUUGAUCACUUCUAUACACAAGUGGGAAAAAAAGAGGUAAUCUUCUUCUCCCUAUCAAGCACACAACCCCCCAAACACAAAAACUGUUGUGAAAUGUUUAGUGUGAUAUCCUGCAAUUAUCUCUGCAUCCAUAGAGAGAUUCAUCAAUCUGUGCAUUCAUAUCAAAACUCAACUAGAAGAACCAGCUUAUGAUCUGGGUCCAAUUUGUUGACAUACUUUGUCCCUGCCUUGGUCAAGGCAUUGGUGACACCUAAAAUGCUCAGCAUGUGUUCUUUCACAAUAUUAUAUGCUUGAAACUGUGAGAAAGUAGGAUACCCACUAGGGUAGCCCAGUUGGGAAGUGUGGUUCCCAUAGGCACAUGGUCUCAGGUUCGAAUACUGCCAUGAUGAUACCUUGAAUUUACCCAACCUGAGCACUCAGAGGUUUUGAGAGAAAGUGGGGGGUGGGUAUUGUGAUUGAUUUCUUCAUUUUUGUUGUAGGGCAAGCAGCUUUCUCAGUUGCUGGAUGAAGACCCUGCAUUGAUGGAAAGGAGGCAGCAAUGUGCAAAGAGGCUUGAGUUGUACAAGUCUGCAAGGGAUGAGAUUGAUUCGGUCUCGUGGAGCAGAUGAAAGAGGGAAUGUGUGUUAGAAAGAGAUCUCCUUUGUAUCAUAGCUAUAUAUUGUGAGGCAUGCUAAAGAUUGGACUAUGGUCUUGUAUUGUCAGCUUGUUGUGGCAAGUUUAUUUAUGUUUAUAUUCUUUGAACCUGAUGCAAAUUUAAUUUUUUUAAUUAAAUUUUAUUGUUUCAUAAAA
Vitis vinifera (wine grape) is the source of this 2657-nucleotide messenger RNA. RefSeq names its product phragmoplastin DRP1E. NCBI's taxonomy places the organism in Eukaryota, Viridiplantae, Streptophyta, Magnoliopsida, Vitales, Vitaceae. The record is from RefSeq and is a predicted model, not a curated record. The coding region runs from base 192 to 2060 and encodes 622 amino acids. Gene Ontology annotation, molecular function: GTPase activity; microtubule binding; GTP binding. Gene Ontology annotation, cellular component: membrane; microtubule; cytoplasm. The transcript has 14 exons.